Plenodomus lingam JN3 is the source of this 4401-nucleotide messenger RNA. RefSeq lists its product as uncharacterized. Gene Ontology annotation, molecular function: chitin binding; hydrolase activity, acting on carbon-nitrogen (but not peptide) bonds. The record is from RefSeq and is a predicted model, not a curated record. NCBI's taxonomy places the organism in Eukaryota, Fungi, Ascomycota, Dothideomycetes, Pleosporales, Leptosphaeriaceae. Gene Ontology annotation, biological process: carbohydrate metabolic process.
AUGCGAGAAAUUCAGGAUUCUGACGAUGAUCUCGACACUAUCGAGGUUGAUAUUCCGCCGCAACAACAGCAAAGCAAGCCCGUGCCACAACAGGAAGACAAGUCAUCUUCAGAGUCCUUGAGGAAAGCGCUACAGAAAGAGCAUCGGGCCCAAUUUCAAUCUCAAUCUAGUCAAUUGGAGACCUCUCUUUCUUUGUCUGAGAAUCCAAGCAAGAGGAGGAAAACAUCCGCAACACCUAGCUUACUACAGCCUGGGGAGUCCACGUCGCCAAAACAAAAUGGUCCCGUCACCAGUAGCAAAAGAUCGAAGUCGUACUUUAGCAGUCCGCUGCCCAGUGAACCUAAAUAUGUCGCGACCGAGAUUGAUCUUCGGUCUCCCCAUGAACCAGUUUGGAAUCUGGAGGGGACUACGCGUGAAAACUAUGCACACCAUGAACCCAUGGCUAUGUUUCCAGAACCAUCCAGCACUGUGGCAAAUACUACCCAGACGCAGCUACAUGUGCUGGAAAGGGUACGAGGUCCAGUCAUGCUGGGCCUCUCCUCCGAGGUCGACGCUCCCCGCAAUUUCUUUCCACCCGAACCCUCGGUACCGUGGUCAGAUCUAAUGAAACUUACACCGGGCGAUCCUCUAUGUCUCAGUGGAUCUUCUGAUCCUAUCUCAGAAUCGACAUCCGCAACUCCUAUUUGCUGGGAUGCAGAAGUAGAUUCAUCCGCUUCGCAAAAAAGCCGGCGAGGUUCUUCUACAAUUCAAAAAGGUAGUUCCCUACAAUAUGAGAUCGCACGAGACGAUUGUCGACCCGGUGAUGCGACGGUGCGGCCUGAUAAGGACAGUUUGAUCCCAAAAUCGUCAGGAAGUACUACAGAAUCACUGCAUAAUAAUAAGACUGGGCAAGGACCUUCAGAUGUGUCAAAAUCGCAGCCACAACUUCAAGAUGAGGCAAUCUUCGAUUAUGACGACGAGCUAUCCAUCGGCUUACCGAGAGAACGAUACAAGCCCCGCCCAAGUCGCUCAAGGUCUCUCAAGACUGAUACUCAAGACGAAAUUGACUACUCAGUCGUACCAGAGCGAGCCAAGAAAGUAUCAGAGCGGCGAAAAACAGCAGAGAUCCCCAGCAGCGUCGAAAUACCAACCACCCCUCAAAAGAUUCAGCAAAUCUGCGACAUGGGCUUCACGCCAGACACAACCAAGAGAGCACUGAAACAUAACAGUGGUGACAUCACAUCAACUGUGGAUUGGCUAGUCACGAAUGGCAUUGGGGAAGACGAACUGGCCUCACACCCCAUCCCACGAAAGAAGCCAAUUACACCGAAGUCACAUGAUAAAGCAAUGGACCCAGAAGGACUGCAGGUCAUCAUGCGUGAACUGGAUGAAUAUCGCAAGGAGGACUCGAUACAUCCAGAAAACGAUGCUCCAGCUCUCACCACAACGGAUGGUACUUUGCACCCAAACCCCAUCGAUAAGAAGCAUGCGGUUGAGCAUAUAGACACAGUCCCAGUGAAGAGUCCCAAAGUCCAGGUCAUCAUCCAGAGCAAGUCUCCAGCCAAGACUCCAUCUGAUCUACAAAUGUCUUCGGGACCUCCAAAGAAAGGCUCGAAGCGAAGAAAGACCACCCUGGAUCAGCCAGAUUCGGAGCCAUCCACAGUAUCAUUGGAGCUUCCAAUGUUAUUAACAGAGAAGAAGAGAGGCAGAGGUCGCCCCAAGAAGGCCUUGGAGAAGCCUACAUCGAUUGAUGUAGUGCAAGAAACUGUACCACCAAAGUCAUCUGAGGAGCAGCAGCAACCUGAAGCGCUGCGGGCUGUUCAAGUCAACGUCGCUUCCGGAUCAACAUCUGCAACUGAUGUUGUAGUGGACGGUGCCUUUGUGGAAGGCAGCGAAGCACUCAUUGACGAGCCUUUGGCGCACGCUCAUAUUUUAGAACCCGAGAAAAAAACGUCGACAAAGCCGCAAACUUCAGAAACUUCAUUAAAGUCGCCGACACCGUUGAAUAGGGGGAAAGUGCCCUAUCGAGUAGGGUUGAGCAAAAGAGCAAGAAUUGCGCCAUUACUGCGCGUGCUUAAAAACGGAAGCUUCACAUGGCCACUGGGCAACAUUCCCGCCAAGGCUGCCAAGUGGAAGGCGAAUAGGGGCUCUAGUGCCUCAGAUCGGAAUCAGUCCCAUAUUCGAGUGAGUUCAACGGGGAUACUAUUUGCGGCAGGCUAUCGAUACAGCUCGUCAUUGAAAACCGCUAAUGAUUCUGGUUUUGGCGCUAUGGGAAGAGUUGUUACCAAUGAGAGACAUGCAACUCGCGUGGCGUCCCUGGUUGGCCCAUUACAAAUUUCAUUCUUUGUGAUAUCUCCAGGCCCGGCCUAUGACGCGCUCACUGAAGACGCCGUCCCAGUCCUUUGUGAUCUUGCAACAACCCCGCUCACUAUCUGCUCGUAUUCCGCCAGCCUUCUCCAGGCCACCAUCUUGGCUGGAGACGAUAGUGUGAUGAAUGCAAUGGCUAGUGAAAUCCAACCGCCUCUCUGCAGCAGCGCCAUGUCCGAGGUUCCUUCACAGUUUUUUGGACUGCCGAAAGACAUGAGGGCAAGGAACCCUUUUGCCGGUUACCAGGCAGGGUACACCAAUUUGCACAAAAGUGCUUUGCCCAAGCGCCAGGAAGCCAACCCAGACAGGUGUGGAAAGCAGGGUGGAGGAGCUGUUUGUGCUUCCAACAAAUGCUGCUCUGCUGAGGGAUACUGCGGAACGACAACCGAUCACUGCAAAGCCCCAGACUGUCAGUUUGAAUAUGGUAUUGCCUGUGAUGCAAACUAUACGCCUGCUGGAGCAUCCACUAGGAAUGAUCCUCGUCCUCCCAAGGGUUCUGUUCUCAAGGGUGGUGAGGGCAUUUGGUCUUGCAACACACCUGGAACUGUUGCCAUUACAUACGAUGACGGCCCAUACAUUUACACUGAAGGUGUGCUAAAGCUGUUCAAGGACGCUGGAAUGAAGGCCACCUUCUUCUUGACUGGCAACAACCUUGGAAAGGGAUCCAUUGACGAGAAAUGGUCUGGUGUGAUCAAGCAGAUGUAUGCUGAUGGUCAUCAGAUUGCAUCGCAUACUUGGUCGCAUCAAGACCUGAGCAUCAUUACCGAGGAGCAGGUCUACGACCAAAUGGUGAAGAACGAGAUGGCUAUCCGUAACAUCAUUGGCAAAUAUCCUACUUACAUGCGCCCACCCUUCUCUUCGUGCAGGGCCGACUCUUCAUGCCAGAAGGUCAUGGAAGCACUCGGAUACGUCAUCUCAUACUUCGAUUUGGACACUGCUGAUUACACGACCUUGGACAACAUUGCCGUCGCACAGGCCAACUUCAAGUAUGGCAUCGACAACAUCAAUAAUGAGAGCGUGAUGGGGGGCAACGGCGACAAGUUGGCGAUCGCCCACGACAUUCACCAGGCAACUGCCGUCGACUUGACAAAGUACAUGAUCGACUACCUCAAGGCGAACAACCUGAGGGGUGUCACUAUGGGAGAAUGUCUUGGUGAUCCCGAGGCCAACUGGUACCGUGACUCAACUGCGUCUCCCCCGAGAGUCAGCUCCACCAGUGCCUCUGCCUCCGCUGCUACCCCUACCGGCCCCGCAUCUGUUGAUGGUGCUUGUGGAACCAAGUCCACGGAGGGCAAGGGACAGUCUUGCAUUGGUUUCACCGGCCCUCUCGGUCUCAGCGAGUGCUGCUCUCAGUACGGAUGGUGUGGAAACACGGCUGAUCAUUGCUCCACCGGAUGCCAGGCUGGCUUUGGAAAAUGUGGUAAUAAUGAGAUCAAACCCACUGCUUCGUCCACCGCCAGCACCGCUGCUUCUUCCGCCAGCGUGAGCCGUCCACAGUCUUCCCCGAACGCGCAUGCAUCUUCAUCGAUUCCUGUCCAGACGACUUCCUCAUCUGCAUCACAGCCAACUGGCGCAUCUUCCAGCCACCAAGCUCCAUCAUCUACUCACGAGGCCGAAUCAUCAACGAUCUACCCCACUGGCUCUGCCUCGAAGGACACCACCCACUCAACCAUGUCCUACCCUGGAGAAUACCCUGUUGAAACCCCAGUCCACCCAUCCAGCAGCGCCACAAAUUUCUACCCCGUUGACACCCCCGUAAACACCCACACCCCCAUCUAUGAGGCCAGCUCCUUCUCCACUGCCAUUGUGAAGCCCAGCGCAACUGCCUGCAAGGCCCCCAAAGUCUCCACCAUGGCCCCUAAGCCCACUGACCCUGUCAGCAAGGACGGCAAGUGCGGCAGUAAGAACGGCGGGCACACUUGCGCCGGCUACAAGACGCCAUUUGGCGAGGAGAUGGGCUGCUGUUGCGUUACCAGCGGUAAAUGCAGCAAUGACCCUUGGGCUUGCAGCGCUGCUGGAUGUGAUAAAGGAUAUGGAAAGUGCAACGCUCACUAA